AUGCUGAGACAUUUGUAUUUUUUAGAUAAUUGCUUUCUGUAUAAGAAAUAAGAAUAGAAACUCCUAAUGGAGAAUUCAGAAAAUAAGAUAGUUUUCUCAAAAAUAAAUUUGUAAUCUCAAAUGAUUGAAAAGGAGAUGUAGUUAAAUUGUAAAUAAAAACACAAUUAGAAAAUUGAAAAAGUCAGUUUAGAUCCAGAAAUGUAGAAAAAUGAGAAAUUACUAUGUUAUUAAUGUUUAUUCGACAUGAAAUAGGAUUAAAAAAAAAUAAAUUAUCGUGCUACUAUUUAAGUGAUAGAAGAAAAAUAGCAAUAAAAGAAUAUAUAAUUAGAAAAAAUAUUAAAUGAUAAUUUAAAAUAAAUAGAACAACUCUAAAGAGAUAUUAAUAUCUUCAAAAAUAAAUUAGUAUAAUAGUGUAAUAAAAUAAUUUAAAGUAUCAAUGAAUGGAUUCUUAAUAUUUAAUAAUUAGGUCGUUAUAAUGCACAGUAUAGUAUUUAUGACGAGAUAGAUAAUAUUAUUAAAAAUGAUAAGACGAUAUUCCCAAAAUAAUAAGAAUUAUUUUCAUAAAUUAAUUAAUUAAAUUAAUAAUAUUUAUGUAAUAUAAUUAAUGAAAUAUAAAAUUUAAAUUACAAGGAAGUACUAAUAAAAAGUUGUGAUGAUUUUAAAUAAGAACUUAUUAAUAUUAAUUUAGAUUUAGAUAAACAAGUCUUAAAAAUACAAGAAUAAAAGAAUAAUGAAGAAAGCUAUUUAAUAUAAAUAAAUCGUAUUGAAAAAUAAUUAAAGUAACAAUAAUCUAAUGGAAUUGUAAAAUUAAUACCUAUAAAAAUUUUAAACCUUUAAAAAACAGCCUCUAUGCCAGGUAUAUUUAAUUAUGAUUCAAGUCUUCUUAUCACUUCAGAUUAUUUAAAUAAUAUUUCUGUUUGGAAUUUUGAAGAUGGAAAACAAAAUGAAUUAACAACUUUUUCUGUUGGUAAAGCCAUACGAAAGAUUAUUUGUAGUAAAAAGUGUAAUAGUUUUAUUACAGGCUUAAAUGGUGGAGGAAUAUAUAUAUGGAAGCAAAUUAAUAAUAAAGAAUGGAAAAGGUCUGAAAAAUUUAAAAAGCAUGAAUUUUGGAUAAAUGAUAUGAUUUUAAAUAAAGCUGAAGAUUAAUUAUUUUCAGGAGGUGAAGAUCCAUAUAUUAAUAUUUGGACUGUAGAUUAUUUAAACAAUGAAUUGAGCUUUCUUUAUAAUUUGGAUUCAAAAACUAUCAAUAUUUAUUCAUUUAGUUUUAAUGACUCAGAAAAUCUUUUGAUAUCUUGUAGUGUUAUUGAAAUUAUUAUCUGGGAAAAAUUAUAAUCUAAUAAAUGGAAAUAUUUAUGUAACUAAAAGAUGGAACCGUAUUUUUAAGCAAAAUUUUUGAAAGAUAAUUGUUUUUGUAUUUUGCCGAUUAAUUAAAAAAUCAGUUCUAUUUCAAUAUAUGAAAUAUAUACAGGAAUUUUAAAGGAGAUAGAAGAUAAAAAGAUUGAAUUAAUCAAAGAUAAUGAUUGGGAAGAAAAAAUGAAUUUCCCAAUUCUAUACAAUAAAUUGAAAAAUAUUCUUAUCAUUAAAUCAAAAAGAUUUAUUUAUUUUAUCAGAUAAUUGUCAAAUGGAAGUUUUGAAAUUGUAAACAAAAUUAUUGUUAAAAAUGAUGUCCUUCGGGGAAUCUUGUCAGAUGAUGGAUAAUAUUUAGUUUUUUUUGAGCCUUCAACAAUGAGUUAAAUCACUUAUGAGUUAUUAUAUGAAUGA
This is a messenger RNA of Paramecium sonneborni, 1761 nucleotides long. The record is from the annotation of a GenBank genome assembly. Lineage: Eukaryota; Ciliophora; Oligohymenophorea; Peniculida; Parameciidae.